This is a messenger RNA of Pieris brassicae (large cabbage white), 5249 nucleotides long. RefSeq names its product nuclear pore membrane glycoprotein 210 (gene Gp210). Gene Ontology annotation, cellular component: nuclear pore. NCBI's taxonomy places the organism in Eukaryota, Metazoa, Arthropoda, Insecta, Lepidoptera, Pieridae. The record is from RefSeq and is a predicted model, not a curated record. Bases 92 to 5200 code for a protein of 1702 amino acids. The transcript is spliced from 28 exons.
UCGGUUUAAUUUGUUUGAGGUUAUCGCAAGUUUAUACAUUUGUUAUUGUAUUUAAACUACAUUAAUAUUAUCUAAUAUCCACAUGUAACUCAUGGUGUUAAACAUGGAUAUUAAAUUAAAGACAUUUUCGUUUCUACUUAUUAUUAUUGCUAAUGCAUUUGUUUGUAAAAGUGCUAAAAUAAACACUCCACGAGUGUUACUACCGUGGUUUGAGGAUCAUUUGGUUAAUUUUACCUUCGAAAUAAUAGAAGGAGGGUGCUACACUUGGAGUUUGUCACGCGACGACAUCAUUGAUUUAGAAGCUUUAUACGACGAUGCUUGGGGUCACUGCUCCCGCAGUGCCCGAGUAUCUGUAUCUAAGACCUGCGUGCCUCCUGGAUCAGUCAUAAUUUUGGCUGAGGAAGUGGCAACCGGCGAGAUAUUACGAGGUGAUGUUGACAUUGACAAAAUAACAUCACUUAAAGUGAUGAGUACAACAUGGAAAUUAUAUUUGGAAGAGGCACCUGAGGCAUUUGAAGUUGUUGCUUAUGAUGAUUCUGGCAAUAAGUUUUCAACUUUAGAAGGAAUCAGAAUAACAUGGACAGUGGAAAAUGUUGGCAGUACCUAUGGAGAUGAACCUUUAGUAAGGCUUGUUAGGUGGAGUGACACAGAUUAUGAAGCACCAAGAGGUGUAACAGACCUGGAAUCUAAAAGCUUACAAGGCUACUCAGUUUUACUCUACGGUCAAGCAAUGGGAGAUGCAAGAGUAACAGUCUGUCUUGAUGAAAUUUGUACAAUGUUUAGUUUACAGGUUGUGGCUAGUGUUGUACUUACUCCUGCCACAGCCUAUGUAGCUCCUGGUGAUGCAUUAAAAUACAGAGUUGUCAGAGCCAGAGCUGGUCGUCUUACUGUUCAAGAUGUUGCUGAGACUUUGUAUACCAUGACAAUAUCAGAAUCAUCCAUUGCAUAUCUUGAAGACUCCAUAAGUCUUGUGAGAGCUACAGAAUUAGGAACUACACCAAUUUUCCUAAUGUCUGGGUCAACUGAAGUUACCACUGCAUUGUUAACUGUUACUGAACCUCAUAGUAUCAAAGUCAAUAUUCGACCAGCAAAUUUAGUUAUACAAGGAGAAGAAUUCAUUAUUCAUUGUAUUCUCUAUGAUUCAAGUGGACAUGCUAUAACUGCGGGUCAGGAUAUUUUGAUUAGACUGACAGUUGAUGGUGAAGCUGAUGUAGAUUUAUUGAGGUCUACUGAAAAUGGUACAAUAACUGAUGCAAUUGCUUUGAAGCCUGGCAGGUUUAUGGUGUCUGCCAAAUUGUUUUCUGUUGCUGGAAGAGGAUUGCCAAAACCUGUGGAAGGGCAAGCAUCAGCAGUGGCAGUUCGCCCCUUACAAAUAGUGCCACCAGAGUUGUUUGUUGCCUGGACUGACUCUAUUCAGAACAUUCAAUUAAAUCAUCGUGGUGGUGGGAAUGAGUCGGUCUCUUGGUCAGAGGAAGAAAAAGGCCAGAGUGCUUUAUCCCUUUCUAACAAAGGAUUAUUGACAGUUCAUGGAGUGGGACAGCUAAAUGUUGGUGUGCAUUUGACCCAAUAUUCUUACAUACGAGCUAGCGGCAGAGUGUGGUCAGCAGUACCAGAGCUAGUGCAAGUGUCAAGCUCGGGUCACGCGCGUGUUGGCAAACCGCAUUAUCUUCACAUCGCAUUAACAGCUACUUAUCCUUCUACGGGGGAACUUUAUAAUUUUCAUAUAUGUGAUUGCAGUGCAUUCUCAGUGUCUUUGGUUGAGGGCCCAGAGCCUUUUAAUGUAACAGCGGUGCCUUGGAUGAAGCCAGUGGAAGGCGCCUGUUGCGUACUAGAAUGUUGGUGGAAGUCGCGAGGAAUAUCGAGUGUACGCGUGUCUUACGGGCGUGCGGGCGACACGGCGCGCGUGGCCGUACGCGCUGCUCCCGCUCUGCUUUGGCCGACAAAGGCAGCGGCGUUGGUUUCCGCUACUUUACCCGUAUUAGCUGAAGGUGAAGCUCUUUCUCCGAGUUCGAGUGAAGCUCGGAUCGCGCACAUAGAAUCGAGAUCAGGACCACCGCCCCAUAGACAUCCCGACGUGCAGCUUUUCACUAUGAAAUGCCAUAGAAAAGGUGAAACUCGUCUAGAAGUAAGUUCGGAGGUGGAAGGCGAAAAGGAAGUGAGCGAUCUGCCCGUGCACUGUGCAGCGCAUGUUAGCAAGAUCAAACUGGAGCCCGAAGAGACGCCAGGGAACUGUUCCAAUACGAGAGUAUGGUUACGUCCAAACCAAGAUGUGACAGUAAAGGUCACAUUAUUCGACGCAGUUGGCAGGGAAUUGCUCGAUGAAAACGGUCCAAGGGUGUCAUGGGAAACACAACCUAAUCACAUAGGAAUAGAGUACAAAGCGACAGAUCGAUUGUUCGUUGAAUUUGAUACAGAAUAUGAUCCAGUUCCAGUACCUCUUAAUUAUUAUCAGGUGGUAAAAGCUGGAGAAAACGCUAUCGGAUGGUCGGGGGUACUUAAAGCCAAUAUACCAGAAGCAACAGUCACCGUUCAAGCGAAGGUCGUAGCGCCACUCAAAUGUGAACCUAGUAAGGUGAACAUAGCAUGGGAAAGCGAAGUUGCGCCAAAUUUAGCGACGAUAAGCGGCGGUAGUGGGCGUUAUAACGUGGAGACACCCAAGGGCGUGUCAGCUAGCAUAGACAGUGGGACGUUAAAUGCCAUUUUACCAGCUCCGGGUACAUACGACCUCACUGUGGUUGACCAAUGUGUGUAUGGAGAGAGACAAACUGUUGAGGUGAAUAUAGAAGAGGUCCUAAGCGUGGAAGUAUCGACCGCUCGAGCAAUAUGCGUAGACGCAUGUGUUCCCAUCACGGCGUUGGUCAAGGGUGUCUCGCAUCGAUAUCUGACCACAAGUAGACACCCGGAAUGGCGGAGUAGUGGGAAUGUGGUGGUCAAAGAUGGUACCAUUUGUGGGGUUAGAGAGGGUUCUGGAAGAGUUAGGGCUAUGCUUGCUGGAGUUUGGAGUCCGGAACAUGAGGUGACAGUAUUCCCAAGUCUCCAAAUUGUACCGGAGCGGUCUCGUCUGCCACCUGGAGCUAGAUUGCAGCUGAGACACUCCGGUGGGCCCCCUAAUCAUCUAGCAACAUUCACAUAUAAAUUGAUGCAGGGAAAUUCCUUUGUUGAGGUAUCACAAACGGGUGGGGUGCAAGGCAUAGCUCUUGGUGCAUCUCGUAUAAUGCUGGUCGCGGCUGACAUUACUGGUGUCGAACUGGCCACGGCUGAAGCGGAAGUUGAGGUGGUACCAAUAUCAAAUCUACGCGUACGAGCCACAACACAAACACUUUUAGUGGGGAAACCGGGGCGAGUGUGGAUAGAGGCGGCGGGGUUGGGCACAUCGGCCCUUUUAGCCCUGCAUCCCCCUCCGAAGGCAACAUGGUCUUUACGGGAUCCGAAAUCAGCUACAUUAUACACUACACAUGCUAUAGAUAUGCUGGAGAGAUCUUCAGCUGAAGGUCUAUCAAUUCGUGUGGUGCCGUUGAAGGCUGGGGUUAUUGCUAUCGACGUGCGAGUACGGAAUAUGGGACAGAUAUCAGACACGCGUUCUUGGGACAGCACAAUCGAGAUUCUCGGUGUAUCGGAGAUCAGGACUUCAGUGGAUGGUUUAUCACAAGAGAUGACCUCCAAUCGCCUUUCUUUAGCUGUCGGGGCUACUGUCAAACUAAACUCGUCUCCUAGAAGCAACUGGGUCGCGUAUGUGGAAGAGGCUUUUGAUUUGAGGCCGAACGGGGAACUUAUAGCGCUGAAAGCUGGACACGGAGUAGCGGUGGUCAAGCAUAAUGAUGAGAGGAACGGAAUACAUAGGGAAAGUAUGAUCCACGUGGAGGUAUCAGUACCGCAUUAUUGUACGGCCGAGCCAACGGGUGAGGACGAAUCAUUACACGUGGUUCUACGUAAUUCUAUUGGUCGAGAGCUGAUCGCACCUCAGGCGAAUAUGAGCGUUCUAGCCCCACAUACGGCGAUUGUUCGUCGAUCUAGCAGUGGUCUUGGAACUGAAUUACUUCUAUCAGCGGUAGACGGUAAUGGAGCAUUUAUGGGCUUCCAGAGUUCCAUCGGAGGCUUUACAGUUACAGAUGAAGUUUGGAUAGCUGCUUCGGAAACUGGAGUUAAUAGGAUUAUAGGUACGGGCAGCUGGGCUAUAUGCCUCGAGGGCGUAGGUUGGCGUGCACCAACGGGCGUGAACGUAUACGUUGGUACCGGGGUGUCUCUUGCCAUUCUAACAACAGACGUGUCCGCAAAACACGUAUUACGCCUGGAUAGGCCCUCCGCGGCAUAUACGUUGCAUCAAGUGCCCGUAAAGAAGAUGGAGUUCCUCCCAGGCGAGUGGCCAUCUUCUCUAAUACCUCUAAGCAUCGAUGCAGAUCUCGGCACGGGACCAUUGCUGUGUACUGAAGAACAAAAGUAUGCGGUUAUAGGUGUUGAGGUGCAACUGCCCUUUUCAUGUAGAACCAAAGCUCCGCAUACAGCUCAACCAGUCUUGGAUAUUGUUAAUGGUCAACUGGGUUGUUCAGUUAUCCCCGCCAUAAAACUAACACAAGCCUUAGAGGUGGAUCUAUGUGCAGAGUGGGGCAUAUUCCGAGCCUGUACCAAAGUUCUUCUAUUGCCUCCAAUUCAUGUAUCGGAAACCAAAGUGUCUCUUCGGAACCCACCGGCCCACUUCACAAUUCAUGGUCACCCACGAGCAAUGAAACAAAUAAAAAUGACAACAUCGCCUGGGUUGAAACUAGAGCCAAAUGUAAAAGAUAGUGAAGUGAUAGUGGCAGUGAAAAGUGAAAGUGAGGUGUGCGGUAUUGGAUUUGUCACUAUUGUAUCACGAUUGACCUCUCAAGAACUUAGAGUAGAGGUUGAAAGGGAAUGUGAUAUAGGCUGUGGCACAUUACUUGGUGCUUUGUUUUCUCUUCUGAGCCCAUAUAUUCCUACUAUAUUGACAUGUGCUGCUAUUGGAGUUGGAUAUAUAUAUGUGCAAUCAAAGCUACAAAGCAAAGCUCCAAUACGGAUUCCCACUGAGCCAGUACCAACAGUAUUGCCUGAAACUCCGACACUACGGACUCGUACUUGGUCAAGGAGUCCCUACGCCUCCAAUGGACCUGCCAAUCCAAUAUAUGGAGAUGCUAGUGUACUACCAGAUACUAGUUUUUCACCAUUAAGACCAUCUUUUAUAUAGUGAAGUGUUGUGAAAAAGUAUAGUGAAGUUUUGGUAAAUAAGUGACAAA